Quercus robur (English oak) is the source of this 924-nucleotide messenger RNA. RefSeq lists its product as uncharacterized. The record is from RefSeq and is a predicted model, not a curated record. The coding region runs from base 1 to 924 and encodes 307 amino acids. Lineage: Eukaryota; Viridiplantae; Streptophyta; Magnoliopsida; Fagales; Fagaceae. The transcript is spliced from 3 exons.
AUGGCCAUCAUUUUGAGGUUUGUUGAUAAAGAAGGUUUCAUUAGGGAGCGUUUCUUUCAUGUUGUGCAUGUUAGAGACACUACUGCAUUAACUUUAAAGAAUGAGAUAUGUGCUAUCCUUUCUCAUUACAACCUCCACAUUGAAAAUAUUCGAGGUCAAGGAUAUGAUGGGGCUAGUAAAAUGCGUGGUGAAUGGAAUGGAUUACAAACUCUUUUUCUUAAAGAUUGCCCAUAUGCUUAUUAUGUAUAUUGCAUGGCUCAUAGGUUGCAAUUAGCUUUAGUUACAGCAUCUAGAGAAGUAAAAGAUGUUCAUCAAUUCUUUGAUCAUUUGGUUAAUAUUAUCAAUAUUGUUGUUGGUUCUAGUAAGCGUAAUGAUGAAUUGCAACAUGCUCAAGCAGAACAAGUUGAGAAUAUGAUUGCUUCUAAUGAAAUUGAGACUAGAAAAGGUGCAAACCAAAUUGAUGCUUUGCAACGAGCUGGAGAUACUAGGUGGGGAUCUCAUUUUCAAUCUAUUUGUAAUUUGAUUAAAAUGUUUGAUGUUGCUUGCAAAGUUAUCAACACUAUCUUUGAGGAAGGGACUAACUAUAAACAACACGAUGAUGCCGAGGGAGCUUAUCAGAAAUAUUAUCCUCAAGAUUUCAUUGAACAAGAACAAGAACUUUUGGAAUCUCAAUUGCAACAUUAUGAGCUUGAUGUGAUAAAACAUCUAGAUUUUCAUAAUAUGAGUACAAUUUCCGAGCUAUCAACUACAGAACGAGCUUUCUCAGCUAUGAAGUUGUUAAAAACAAGACUUCGCAAUAGAAUGGAGGAUGAGCUUCUGGCAGAUAAUAUGAUAGUUUAUAUAGAGAAGGAAAUUGCUGAGAAUUUCACUGUAGAGAUGAUAAUGGAUGAAUUUUAUUCUAUGAAAAAUCGUCGUCAGGCAUGA